Messenger RNA from Salvelinus sp. IW2-2015, 2398 nucleotides. RefSeq names its product mevalonate kinase-like. Lineage: Eukaryota; Metazoa; Chordata; Actinopteri; Salmoniformes; Salmonidae. Gene Ontology annotation, molecular function: mevalonate kinase activity; ATP binding. Gene Ontology annotation, biological process: isopentenyl diphosphate biosynthetic process, mevalonate pathway; cholesterol biosynthetic process; isoprenoid biosynthetic process. The record is from RefSeq and is a predicted model, not a curated record. Gene Ontology annotation, cellular component: cytoplasm; cytosol.
GGCCCGUUGGCUGCGUGCGUUGUGUUGACAGUUCACUGUCGCAUGAUGUUUCCUAUAUUAUUCCGGUAGGAAGCUAUUUAAGUGGCAACAGCUUCAUACUGACGUUUUAUCCAUUUUAAAAAAUACAUCGGGAUUGUGUAUAGACGACCCCUCAUCAUUCGGAGUGGUUGAGGUAUUACUAAUAAUAGCUAUAGAACGUUUUCUUGGCGAAUUGUCUGGAGGCUAUCUAGCUAGUUACCUUGCUAACAACUAAUAAUUUACUUAGCAAAUGCGCUGUAGCAAAACGUAGCCCGCUAUCAGAAUGCAAAUCAAGGAAUGUAUCAUGUCUGCACCUGGGAAAGCUAUCCUCCACGGAGAACACGCUGUCGUGCAUGGCAAUGUGGCUCUGGCUGUGAGUUUGAACCUGCGCACAUACCUACGGUUGCAAGCCACAUCCACCAGUAAAGUCUGCAUCAAUCUCCCCAACAUCAACACUUUCCUCAGCUGGGAUGUGACCGAGUUGAAGCGGCUGCUUCCUGACUCUGGAGCCGAGCUGGGGAAUGUGAAUGCGCUUGAUGCAGAGCUUGUCAGGAGGCUGCGAGACUUGGUUGGUGUAUCAAAUGGAACUUUGGAUACUCGCAGCAUGGCCAUCUUAGCCUUCCUCUACAUCUACCUCUCUGUCUUUGCUGGGUCAGGGGAGUUACCCAGCCUGACUGUGUCUGUGUGGUCAGAGUUGCCAACUGGAGCGGGUCUGGGGUCAAGUGCUGCCUACUCUGUGUGCCUGGCUGCAGCUCUGCUCUCUGCCAGUGGGACCAUCCCUUCUCCACUGAGUGACCAGGAAAGCACAGCCAGGUGGGGUGAGGUGGAGAUGGAGCUGAUCAACAGGUGGGCGUUUCAGGGGGAGAGGAUCAUCCAUGGGAACCCGUCAGGGGUGGACAACGCCGUGGGGACAUGGGGUGGCAUAUUGAGAUACCAUUCUGGGAAAAUAACACCCUUAAGCAGGGUCCCGAUGUUAAGGAUCCUACUCACAAACACCAAGGUCCCUCGCAGCACCAAGGUACUUGUUGCUGGAGUGAAGGACAAAAUGAACAAGUUUCCCUCUAUUAUAAACCCUGUACUGGAAUCUGUGAAUGCAGUCUCCUGCACCUGCGAGCAGACCUUAUCAGAGAUGACCAACGACACCCCCACACCAGAGCACUACAAUAUCCUGGAGGAACUCAUUGACAUCAACCAGCACCACCUGAACGUGAUGGGUGUAGGACACCCGGCCCUAGACACCCUGUGCCGAGGGCUACACAGCAAGCUGACUGGUGCCGGCGGAGGUGGCUGUGGUAUCACCCUGCUUAGACCAGAAACGGAGUGCUCGGUGGUCCAGAACACGAUCCAGGACUUGAGAGACUGUGGCUAUGACUGCUGGGAGACCAGUAUAGGUGCAGCAGGCGUGCAGCAGCACUCUCCCCUCGCCGUCAAAGAGGAGGCCCUGGAGGUUUUAGCACGCUACUGAGACCCACUGGCCAUGGGUCUGCCCUUCCUAUGGGUGAACAGGUGACGCUUUGCUCCAUUCAUUUGGCCUACCAAGUCUUCUAUUGUUAAGGCCUGACAACUACCAACAGAAGAGUUGGCUACAGCACAAUACAGCAUGGGACAUGCAUAAAUGCUAAUAGCGCUUCUCUAACGACCAACCGUCAAGACAGAAUCUUUGUUUCAGGGGAGGACAAUUGCUAAUCACCCACUCAUCGUAUAUUUUUCUGCCAUUUCAUGAGGUCAUGGAACUAAGAUUGUAGGGGCACUAGGCAGGUGAUCACACCUCCCUUUGAAACAAGUGGUGUUCUGGUUUUCAGUAUUUGGUAUGCACUGUAGCCCUCCCUAUCCCCUGGCUUGAAAUGAUUGUUUACUAAUGUGGAUUUAAACUGUUUUAGGUUUAGCAUGAGCUUACCAUGACACUUCAAAAGAAGAUGCUGCAAAAAAGCAAGAUUAACCCAGUGCAUAGCAGUGUGUCUAGGUGCUGGUUUUGGCAGGAACAGCUAGUAUUUAAAAACGAGUCAAAAAUGUAUUGAAAAAAGACAACCUUGACUCCAGUGUAUAUUUGUUUUUCUUUUUAAUAUUAGCAUUGCAUCAAACUAAAAAGUUGGUCACCUGAUUAUUAUUUUUUUUAAUUAAGUUUGCAGUUUACGCUUGUUUUUGAAUAUCAAUACCUUGGUUGACUUGUUCUUCGUUUUAAAUGAGGGUGCGGUGAGCCAUUUGUCAUAUAGAUGGCAGCAAAAUGUAAGAAUUAACUAACCUCUCAUAACUGACAUGAGCAAAUCAUAGCGAAGAGAUUGUCGUUCAGUUUUUGCUUCAGGUGUUAAUACAAUGCAAAAGCAGAUGCAUUCCUAGGUAUACAAACCUUUUAAAACUGAAAAUAAAAUGUGCAUCAUUU